This is a messenger RNA of Aedes albopictus (Asian tiger mosquito), 2127 nucleotides long. Its product is annotated as trichohyalin. The record is from RefSeq and is a predicted model, not a curated record. Lineage: Eukaryota; Metazoa; Arthropoda; Insecta; Diptera; Culicidae. Gene Ontology annotation, molecular function: protein binding. Gene Ontology annotation, cellular component: nucleoplasm; cytosol. Gene Ontology annotation, biological process: plasma membrane organization; actin filament bundle assembly; positive regulation of actin filament polymerization.
AUUAAUAAAUUUGCCUUUCUCUUGUUGCCUUCUGUUCUUUCUUUGCAUGUUUGUUAUCGAUGCCCUGCCACACCACAUCACGGCCAUCGCCACAGGUUCCGCCCUGAUGAACAUCGUCGGAGUCUACAAAGAAAUCCAGGACCAGCACAUGAACAUUCUGAAAGCCUUCUACGUGGACUUGCUGGUGCCGCUGGAGACCAACCUCGAGAAGGACACCAAGGUGGUCCAGUUCGAGCAGAAGAAAUUUCUCCAACAGCAUAAGCUCCGAUCGGACAGUUACAGCAAGGCGGCGACAACUAUGAAGAAAUACCGAAAGAAGAACUCCAAGAGCUCGCCGAAGGACGCCGAGAAGGAGAUCAAGAGUAUCCAGAACUUUGAGGAGGAGAAACACAAACUGGAUCAAUUCUGUGAGCACAGCUUGAAGAACGCCAUGACCCAGGAACGUCGACGAUACGGAUUCGUGCUGGAACGGCAAUGCUCGCUGGCGAAACACUGGAUGGCCUAUCAUCACUCGGGACACAUGAUCAUUGAGAAGUCGUUGGAUAACUGGAACGAAGUUGCCGCUACCCGUGAAUUCUUGCCGCCAAAUGUUGAAAACAUGUUUACGACGAAGCAGUUGAAGGACAUUGACGACGAUGACGAUGAUGCGCAGUCGAUCGCUUCUCAGCUGAGGAAGACCCGGUCGAUCGAUGCUUCUUGUUUGGAUAUGCGAUCGCUGGGAGAUGUGGUGAACAGUUCGAUGAUGCAUAUGCCACGUGCCAAGUCGGAGUUUAAUUUGAACAAUAGCAGCAACACAAGUACUUUGGUAGGGGGUAUGAGCGGAGGUCCAAGACAUUCGAUCAACGUUACGGCCAUGUCGUCUGGGGAUGGAAACCAGUGGGAACGACCGACCGUUAAGGCUCUGUAUGCGUAUUUGUCAUCUGGAGAGAAUCAGCUGAGCUUCUUGGAGGGUGAUAAAAUCGCUCUGGUUGGAGAUCGGGCCAAGGGGUGGCAGUUCGGGGAGAAUUUGCGGACGCAGAAGUUCGGGUGGUUCCCGAUAGCGUACACAGAGAAUGAACGCGAAGAGAAGGAGAGUAUCAGCGAAUGGGUCAAGGCUCCGCCCAGCGAAAUCGAGGUUGAGAACACUCCGGAUUCGUCGCUGGAGAGUACCUUGGUCGAUGACUCCAUGCCGACGCCGUCGAAGCCGAACAACUCGAACUCGUACCACGACGAGGCAUCGCCAACGCGGAUGUUCGGCGAUACCAUCCAGUACCGGCAGUCGAAGCAAUUCCGUCGGCUGUCCCGUGGCGAGAAGCCACCCAAGCCGGGACCGCCACCGCAGCUUCCGGCACCCGUUCCGACACCGGUAGUGCCUAACUAUAGCAAACCCCAGGGGGUUCCGCAGUCGAACAGUUUCUCCUCCUCGGGGGGACCGCCGAUGGUCGAGAAGCGCAAGACUCCGUCGGCCACGAUGAAUUUUAAUAAACCGCAAUCGGCCAACAAGCCGAAGGUUUCCCGGAAUGGAAUUGCCAGUGCCUCGCUGCAUAGCAGCAACGAUAGUGGAUUCUCCAACGAGCUGCAGCAGCAGCAGGAGCCGGAGCUGUACUCGGACGAUGAAACGGUGCACCGUGUUCCGAUCAGAUCAUCCCGUUCGGAGAAGAACCUCUCAUCACCCCGAUCUACCGACCGGGAACUCAGCGAGCAUCGUUCCCCCCAUCCACGCUACGGCAACGGUGGUGGCCCGGACGAUGACGACGAUGACAUCUACGGGACGAUCGUACCCCCUCGUCGACAGCACCAGAAGAUGCGACAGGCCAACAGCUUCGGCAAUAUUGCCGAGAGCAACUCCGGCACGCUGGAGUACGGGUACCGCUCGCGCACCCGCAUGUCCGAAGGCAACGCCAACCAGAGCGACUCGCAGAAGAUCAAGCGUACCAAGUCGUUCUGGAAGUUCUCCAAGUCGCAGGACCACAUCAUGGAGGGUAUGGCCAUGUGGAAGCACAACGACGUGAUCCCGACCAGCCGGGAGAAACGCGAGAUGGAGAAGAAGGAGGCCACGCUGAAGAGGAACAUGCGCAAGAAGGAACAGAUGGAGAAGCAAAAGCAACGGGAGAUGAUCAUGGCGAAGGAAGCCGAGGAAGCCCGCAA